AUGAAUGUCCAAGAAGGACAAAAUCAACAUGCUAAUGAGUCUAAGGCACGCCUGAAGCAUGGUAGACCUAUCGGUUCUAAAGAUAAAAAUCCUCGAAAAAGAAAAGGAGCAGAAAUUGGUAAUAAUGAAACCGAGGUAAUAACUACAAAUGAAAAAUCUCCAGAAGAGAACAUGACACAAGAAGAAAUUCAGGUACCUGAUAAUGAAGAGAUCUCAACUAACUAUGUCAUGUCUGGAAUGAAAUGGAACCGAAAGCAAAUCGACGUGGAUGAUAUUUUUGCAUACAAUGUAGCAGUUGAUCUUAUGGAUGAGGAUCAUGAACCAAAAUAUAUUGAAGAGUGUACACGAAGAAGUGAUUGGCUAAAAUGGAAAGAAGCAAUAGAUGCUGAACUAAAAUCUCUUACAAAAAGAGCAGUGUUUGGACAUGUAGUCCGUACACCUAAAGGUGUAAAACCAGUGGGAUAUAAAUGGGGUUUUGUGCGAAAGAGGAAUGAAAAUGGUGAGAUUGUGAGAUACAAAGCACGUUUAGUUGCUCAAUGA
Brassica oleracea var. oleracea is the source of this 540-nucleotide messenger RNA. RefSeq lists its product as uncharacterized. The record is from RefSeq and is a predicted model, not a curated record. The coding region runs from base 1 to 540 and encodes 179 amino acids. The transcript has a single exon. Lineage: Eukaryota; Viridiplantae; Streptophyta; Magnoliopsida; Brassicales; Brassicaceae.